Molecule: messenger RNA, 1297 nt
Organism: Oryza brachyantha (malo sina)
Lineage: Eukaryota; Viridiplantae; Streptophyta; Magnoliopsida; Poales; Poaceae
Product: reticulon-like protein B1
Exons: 6
Coding region: 153-908 (251 amino acids)
Source: RefSeq, a predicted model, not a curated record
UCCCCUCCCAGAGCAGAAACGCAAGGAAAAAAAAAACAAAGCUUCAGAGCUACAUAGAGACAGAGAGAGGUGAACAAAACCACCCAAAAAAAUAAACAACAGGGGCUGCAACGAGGAGACAAACAAAGAAGGAGGGACAUCCAGGGGAGGGGAUGAUGUCCGAGGGCGAGGAGCACGGGUCGCUGCUGGAGAAGAUCAACGAAAAGAUCCAUGAGUACAAGAAAUCGUCGUCGUCGUCGUCUUCCUCGGACUCCGACGACGACAAGAAGCACCACCACAAGUCCAAGUCUAAGAAGACGCGGCUGUUCGGCCGGACGAACCCGCUGCAUCACGUCCUAGGAGGAGGCAAAGCUGCUGACCUUGUGCUGUGGAGGGACAAGCAGACGUCAGGGAGCAUUCUGGCAGGUGUGACAGUGAUCUGGUUGCUGUUCGAGGGCAUUGGCUACCACCUCCUCACCUUCUUCUGCCACUCGCUCAUCGUCUUCCUCACCGUCUGCUUCGUCUGGUCCAAUGCUGCCUCGUUCAUCAACAGGGGUCCUCCAAAGUUCCCAGAUGUAAUUCUAUCUGAAGUCCAAUGCCUCAAGAUUGCUCAUCUUCUGAGGAAAGAAAUCAACGAGGCCUUCUUAACAUUACGCCAUGUUGCUUCCGGGAAAGACCUCAAAACAUAUCUGAUGACGAUUGGAGGCCUGUGGUUCAUUUCUAUAAUUGGGAGCUGCUUCAGCUUCUUGACUCUGUCUUACACUAUCUUCCUGAUGGCAUACACGUUACCCAUGCUGUACGAGAAAUACGAAGACGAGGUCGAUGUUGUGGGCGAGAAGGCCCUGGUCGAGAUCAAGAAGCAAUACGCAGUCCUUGAUCACAAGCUUCUCUCAAAGAUCCCAAUGUUGUCUGAGAAGAAAGAGCAUUAAACUGAUGCUCUGGAGACCCAAAAAAAAGCACUUUACAAUUUUUGUCAAUUUGCAACUCAGCAUAUCUCACUGAAGUUUAGUCUAUUUCGGUUUCAUCAUCUAGCAGUACUUGGGAUGACAUGACAUGAUAGAUAUGGUUUUGAUCCUGCAGCAUCCGAAAAAAACCGGGCUUUUCUUUUUCAGAGCACUAGUACAGGACACUGUCGACGGUCACAUGGAGUAGUUGCUUGCUUCUGUUUUCAGAAAAUUUCACUUCAUAUUUUUGAGAUUCUGUUUGGUCACAAGAUACGUAUGACAGACAAUUUACUAUAACCAUUUGCUAUAUGCAUGUAUUAUUUAUUACUGUAUUCUGAUAUUGAGAAGACAAUACUAAUUAGCAGCUUAAUUCA